Molecule: messenger RNA, 423 nt
Organism: Necator americanus (New World hookworm)
Lineage: Eukaryota; Metazoa; Nematoda; Chromadorea; Rhabditida; Ancylostomatidae
Exons: 6
Coding region: 1-423 (140 amino acids)
Molecular function (GO): calcium ion binding
Source: RefSeq, a predicted model, not a curated record
AUGCGUACAGGUGUGGUGGUUUCAAUCGCCUUCCUCAGUAGCGUUUGCGUGCACCGCUUGGUUGGCACUCAACACUUUGGUGGAAACUCGGAAGUUCACGAUGAGGGCCACAUCAAGCAACAUUUAGAAGACAAGAUUAACGUUGGUACGAUGACAGAAGAGCAGCAACGGUUUCAUUACUUCUCAAUGAACGAUUUGGACAAGGAUAACCGAAUUGAUGGUAUAGAGAUCGUAAAGGCUCUGACACAUAGCCACGAGAAGGGAACAGAUACUCAGAAAUUAACGAGACCGAGAAGACGUCCAGGCAUACCUGUUCAAAAUGAUGACGAGUUGAUUGCUAUGGUCGACGACGUUUUACACGACAUGGACCUAAAUGGGGACGGUUACAUCGAUUACGCUGAAUAUUUGAAGAAGCGAUCAUGA